Messenger RNA from Alternaria alternata, 971 nucleotides. RefSeq lists its product as hypothetical. Lineage: Eukaryota; Fungi; Ascomycota; Dothideomycetes; Pleosporales; Pleosporaceae. The coding region runs from base 150 to 791 and encodes 213 amino acids. The transcript is spliced from 2 exons. The record is from RefSeq and is a predicted model, not a curated record.
CGCCGCCAGCCGUAGACGUGGGCAGUACCACGAGAUAACUCGGGAUAUUGAUCAAAGUUUGUGCAGACGCGGCAAAUGGUCGCAUCCAUCGCUCGUCUCAUCGCGACCCAGAGCUGCGCCGCAUCGUGUUCGUCUAUACCACGCCGCAGAUGCGCAUUCUUCUUCGUUCACAUGACUUCCAGCUGCCUUUUGGGACGGUCAUUGGUAGCCGAGCCUCGGUAAUAGUGCAUCGGAGUGAUGUCCGUUCUGCAAUAGAUCCACCGUGCGUACCGCGAUGCUGGGUCGGCGUUGGCUCUCGCGUGUGGAUUGUGGCCUGGGCGUGGAGGCUGGUGGGAUGUUUGCAGCGCAUCUGUAGAAAUGCACUGAUAUCUAAUGCAAACAAGGUUGUCGGCAACUGUACCAUCAUGUUUACCAUGACGUCGUUCUGGAAUUACAUUAUCGACGCUAGUCUCAGCACCCGCACAUUGCGCAGCAGUGAAAAGCUGGCUGGCUGCCGGCAGCUAACGUAUCCCCGCGGUCGGGAAGUUGGUAACUUUCAUGGCCAAGCUACAGCUCCUAGCUUCCUGUGCGGGAGGUUGCUUAAUGGCCUGUUUGUGAUGGGAUUUAGACAGAAAAGGGCCGAGAUGUUUGUUAAGUACCUCCAAGUGAGCGAACUACUUUGGAGGCGUCAGAACGAUGAAACACUUGUAUGCGCCGUCUUCACGCUAUCACCGUUAACAGGAUUUCGAAAUUGUUUACACAACAAAAGCGUCUGCACUAUGGACUACUUGCGGUUGAAGAUGAGAGGCUAAUCACGUUCGUGUACUCAAUAAUGCAACUUGACUCAGGGAUGUACGGACCGACAUGAUUGGCAUCCGCUGUCAUUUGAACAUCGCACAAACUCUGACAGGGUCCGCCGCGAACGGGAGUGUCGUCAACCGAAAGACAGCGCUGCUCUGAGUGGCGUCGGUCUUGGGAUCUUGUAUCACCAA